GGUAACUCUCGGGCACCUUCACCCUCCCGGCCGGGGUGAAGUCCCCUUCGGCAGUCUAAAGCUGUUUCUACUUCAAAGUAUUGUUUUUCACUGGUUCUCAGGUCAAAAUCUUCAUAAAACAUAGUGACCAAUUACUCUGACAUUUGCAGUGAAAUCCAUCGGGAAGUGAUUGAACUGAACGUGUUCACCAGCGCAGUCACAUUGAAAGUGGUUUGGAUCAGGAAGUGCUGAGUGUGAACAUGGCUUCCAGACAGCAGCUCCUGAGUCUGACCGAGGAGACAAUUUGUCCCAUUUGUCUGGAUUUCUUCACCGAUCCGGUUACACUGGAUUGUGGACACAACUACUGCCGCUCCUGUAUCACCCAGAUUUGGGAAAAGAAGGAGAUAAACUCCUGCCCGGAAUGUAGAGAGGUGUUUCCGGAAAGAAACCUCAGGGUAAAUCGGGCCCUAGCGAAUCUGGCCGAGGAGUAUCGAAAAUUAAAGCUGGAUCCGACAGAGAAGGAAAGUAAACUUCACUGUGAAGUACAUCAGAGAGAACUGGAGCUGUUUUGUGAAACUGACAAGAAAUUGAUCUGUGUGUUUUGUGUAACUGCGGAACACAGACAGCACAACUUCCUGCCGAUCAAUGAAGCUGUUGAAAUCUACAAGAAUAAGCUGAAAUCUUCCUUAGAUUCUCUCACAGAGAAGAAAUUGGCGGUUCUACAAACGGAACUGACCCAGAAACGGAAGAUUUCCGAAGUGAGGGAACAGGCGAGCAGUCUGCAGACCCACAUCACAUCCGAGUUCACUAAAAUGCACCAGAUUCUCACUGAGAAAGAGCAGCGUUUACUCAGAGAUCUCAGGGAAGAAGAGGAGAGGAUUGUAGAACCAAUGGAGAAAAACCUUCGAGAGAUUCAGGAGAAUUUAAAUUCUAUCGAGGAGAAACUCUCAAAGUUGCAGAAACAGAUGGAACAAAAAGACGAAUUGAUGUUUCUGAAGGAGGAAGCUGGUCGGAAGAGAAGUGUUACUGAGGAGAAGAACACACUCACAGCUGCUGGUGCCUCUCUAUCUCUCAAACAGUUCACUUGCCCUUUGCUGUGCACAGUCUGGAGAGAAACAAUACACACUAUUUAUCCAGCUCCAGCCUCUCUGACUCUGGAUCCGAACACAGCGAAUCCCUGGCUCAUCCUGUCUGAGGACCGGACCAGUGUGAGAAUCGGUGACACAGAGCAGCCGCUCCCUAACUCCCCGGAGAGAUUUGAUUUCUGCCCCUGUGUCCUUGGGUCAGAGGGAUUCACAUCAGGGAGACAUUACUGGGAGGUGGAGGUGGGGGAGAAGACCUGCUGGUAUCUGGGAGUGGUCCGAGAGUUUGUGAAGAGGAAAAGGGGGAUCACCCCGAGCCCGGAGACUGGAUUCUGGAUUGUGAGGCUGUUACCCAGAUGUGGUUAUUUUGCCGCCACCUCCCCCUCUGAGACCCCCCUCUUCCCGAGUGUGAAUCCCCGUAAGAUCGGGGUUUUCCUGGACUAUGAGGGUGGACAAGUGUCAUUUUACAAUGCGGACACCAUGUCCCAUCUCCACACUUUCACCCACACUUUCACUGAGAGGAUCUUUCCCUUCUUCCAUCCGGGAGGGAAUGACGGCGGGAAAAACUCCGCCCCGCUGACAAUCUGCGGGAUUAAAGGGCAUAUUGAAGGAGGAGACAUAGACCUGAUCAAACCCACCCUGCUGCAACUUCAAAUGUUCCUUCUCAUCAAGAUUUACCAACGCAGGAACAUUGAAACUGAAAGCGGUUUGAAUCAGGAAGUACUGAGGGUGAACAUGGCUUCCAGACAGCAGGGAGAGAGUUGGACCGAGGAGGCAGUUUGUCCCAUUUGUCUGGAUUUCUUCACCGAGCCGGUUAUACUGGAUUGUGGACACAACUUCUGCCGCUCCUGUAUCUCCCAGAGUUGGGAAAAGAAGGAGAUAAACUCCUGCCCGCAAUGUAGAGAGGUGUUUCCGGAAAGAAACCUCAGGGUAAAUCGGGCCUUAGCAAAUCUGGCGGAGAAAGCUCGAAAAUUAAAGCUGGAUCCGAAAGAGAAGGAAAGUAAACCUCACUGUGAGGUACAUCAGAGAGAACUGGAGCUGUUUUGUGAAAAUGACAAGAAAUUGAUCUGUCUGAUUUGUAGAGAUUCGCGGGAACACAGAGAGCACCGCUUCCUGCCGAUCAAUGAAGCUGUUGAAAUCUACAAGGAUCAGCUGAAAUCUUCUUUAGAUUCUCUCACAGAGAAGAAAUCGGUGGUUCUCCAAACGGAACUGACCCAGAAACGGAAGAUUUCCGAAGUGAGGGAACAGGCGAUCAGUCUGCAGACCCACAUCACAUCCGAGUUCACUAAAAUGCACCAGAUUCUCACUGAGAAAGAGCAGCGUUUACUCAGAGAUCUCAGGGAAGAAGAGGAGAGGAUUGUAGAACCAAUGGAGAAAGACCUUCGAGAGAUUCAGGAGAAUUUAAAUUCUAUUGAAGAGGAACUCUCAAAGUUACAGAAACAAAUGGAACAAAAAGACGAGCUAAUAUUUCUGAAGGAGGAAGCUUGUUGGAAGAGAAGAAUUAGUCAGCAGGGGAAUGAAUUCUCAGCUGCUGACAGCUCUCUGUCUCUCGCACAGUUCACUGGCCCUUUACAGUACACAGUCUGGAGAGAAAUGAUACACACCAUUCACCCAGCUCCAGCCUCUCUGACUCUGGAUCCGAACACAGCGCAUCCCCUGCUCAUCCUGUCUGAGGACCGGACCAGUGUGAGACUUGGAGACACAGAGCAGCCGCUCCCUGACUCCCCGGAGAGAUUUGAUUCAUGGGAAUGUGUCCUGGGAUCAGAGGGAUUCACAUCAGGGAGACAUUACUGGGAGGUGGAGGUGAGGGAGAAGACCUGGUGGUAUCUGGGAGUGGCCCGAGCGUCUGUGAAGAGGAAAGGGAGGAUUAUCCCGAGCACGGAGACUGGAUUCUGGAUUGUGAGGCUGUUAUCCGGAUGGGGUUAUUUUGCCGCUACCUCCCCCUCACGGACCCCCCUCUCCCUGAGUGUGGAUCCCCGGAAGAUCGGAGUUUUCCUGGACUAUGAGGGUGGACAGGUGUCAUUUUACAAUGCGGACACCAUGUCCCAUCUUCACACUUUCACCCACACUUUCACUGAGAGGCUCUUUCCCAUCUUCUAUCCGGGAUGGAAUGACGGCGGGGAAAACUCUGCCCCGCUGACAAUCUGCGGGAUUAAAGGGCACUGACAGAUCCAGGGAAUUCCUGAUGAAGGGCUUUAGCCCGAAACGUCGAAUUUCCUGCUCCUUGGAUGCUGCCUGACCUGCUGCGCUUUAACCAGCAACACAUUUUCUGCUCUGAUCUCCAGCAUCUGCAGACCUCACUUUUUACUGACAGAUCCAUCCCAUGGUGGUCGGCACGGUGGCACAGUGGUUAGCACUGCUGCCUCACAGCGCCUGAGACCCGGGUUCAUUUCCUGACUCAGGCGACUGACUGUGUGGAGUUGGCAUGUUCUCCCCGCGUCUGCGUGGGUUUCCUCCGGGUGCUCCGGUUUCCUCCCACAGUCCAAAGAUGUGCGGGUCAGGUGAAUUGGCCAUGCUAAUUUGCCCGUAGUGUUAGGUAAGGGGUAAAUGUAGGGGUAUGGGUGGGUUGCGCUUCGGCGGGUUGGUGUGGACUUGUUGGGCCGAAGGGCCUGUUUCCACAAUGUAAGUAAUAUAAUCUAAAUAAUUUCACCCCAUCCCCCUGCCUCCUGCCAGCUGUAA
Molecule: messenger RNA, 3740 nt
Organism: Hemiscyllium ocellatum (epaulette shark)
Lineage: Eukaryota; Metazoa; Chordata; Chondrichthyes; Orectolobiformes; Hemiscylliidae
Exons: 13
Coding region: 240-3227 (995 amino acids)
Biological process (GO): protein ubiquitination
Molecular function (GO): zinc ion binding; ubiquitin-protein transferase activity; protein binding
Source: RefSeq, a predicted model, not a curated record